CGUGCCCUCCAGAGUACACACACUCGUGGAAUUCGGUGACAAGUCGAUCAAGCCAGCACCAGAUACGUUCGUACGUAUAACUGCAAACAUAGCUCUGCUGCUGUUAUGUAGUCCCGGAUAUGACAUGGCGGUUCUUGCUGCUUCGUUUAUGCACCGGUUACAGGAACUAGCUUGUCCUUAUGUGGAUAAUGUUGACGAUUCGUGGAUCACAGAACUUCUCUUCAAACCAGGAGAACCGAGACUUCGCCUUCUACAGUGGUUGCUGGCCAGAUUUGAUUCUCAUCUUGAAGAGCUAGUUGUCACUCAAGCCACUCGGCCAGAGAACAUGACAGAUUCACGUGUUCAACGUACACACGAUCUGCUGUUGUCACAUCAUGCACUUCUCCAAGCGAUGCUUACUUCUCGUUUUUGUUUGAUAGGACUGACGUUAGUAGCUUCACUACUUGGUCUGUGUCGAGCUAAUGAUUACGACCUCAUUAGAGGAGUAUCUAGCGAUAGUAAACAGACUGCCUUUAUGGACGCUCUGCUUGACCUAGUCUGUAUUGCUCAGGACUCGGAACUGAUGACAUCUGAUAGACAUACCUCUUUGGAACCUGCAAGUGGUCUUACCAAGUUAGCAGAACAGAUGCGCCGUGACCGCCGACUGAUGAACGGCUUAGCAAACCAAGAGAAUGUUACUGAUAUGCUCUCGUCUACCUGCCAACUCUUCCCUCCUGAUCUCAUGCGGUUAUGUCAUCAGCAGUUCGAUCAAGCGCUCACUAGUAGUGGAAUCGCACCUAGGGAGAAGUCAAGGGGAAGAAUGAGACCGCCAGACCAGACCAAGUUAGAGGCACUGGUUAAUGAAAUGUCAGAACAAGCAGCCUCUCAACUUCAGAUUCUUGAAGAGCUUAAGAAGACUACUUUAGAGGCAAGACCGGACAAGCAAGCAACAGACAGAGUGAUGAGAACGUUGUCUGUGUGUCUUUCUACUCUUGGUCAGCUUGUCUCAAGUUUCUGCCAGUGCUAUGAGACUGAAUUCCAGUCGUGGACCCACAAGCAGCCUCUGCAUCUUUCUGGGCUGGGACCUACUUGUAAGCGGGUGUUUUCCCUACAGCAACAAGUGAAUGCGCUCAUGGAGUCGCUGGCAGCUGUUAAAUCAUCAUGUAAGAGUAUUAGAGAAAACGCUGGUUUUCAACGUUGUGCUAGUUGGAAGUAUGAGCAAUCGAACACAAAUGAUUCUGUGAAGAUAUUUGAAAGAUGUACAAGAGUACUUAAAAACUCGGCACGUAGGUAA
This is a messenger RNA of Corticium candelabrum, 1273 nucleotides long. Its product is annotated as HAUS augmin-like complex subunit 7. Gene Ontology annotation, molecular function: microtubule minus-end binding. Gene Ontology annotation, cellular component: HAUS complex. Gene Ontology annotation, biological process: centrosome cycle; spindle assembly. The transcript is spliced from 10 exons. The coding region runs from base 125 to 1273 and encodes 382 amino acids. The record is from RefSeq and is a predicted model, not a curated record. NCBI's taxonomy places the organism in Eukaryota, Metazoa, Porifera, Homoscleromorpha, Homosclerophorida, Plakinidae.